Toxotes jaculatrix (banded archerfish) is the source of this 2518-nucleotide messenger RNA. RefSeq names its product calcium-binding mitochondrial carrier protein SCaMC-1-like. Gene Ontology annotation, molecular function: calcium ion binding; ATP transmembrane transporter activity. The coding region runs from base 349 to 1776 and encodes 475 amino acids. Gene Ontology annotation, cellular component: mitochondrial inner membrane. NCBI's taxonomy places the organism in Eukaryota, Metazoa, Chordata, Actinopteri, Toxotidae. The record is from RefSeq and is a predicted model, not a curated record. The transcript is spliced from 10 exons. Gene Ontology annotation, biological process: transmembrane transport.
UGUUAAAAACAUAAGCCGGAUUAUGCAUGUGGUUAAUCCAGAGGUUGUUUUAUUUGACCACUUUUCUAUUUUACCGUCUUUCCUGCUUUUCCGUAGAAUACGCCGAGUAGCUACGUAGCCUUUAUUGCUCCGCCCUCGACUGCUGCAGUUCCCCUUAAACGCAACGAAAUACACCUCUGCACGGGACAGGCUGCAAAUUAAAGUCACUGGUAACCCGCUUUUCAUCGCAAACAACGAGCUCCUAUCUGGAAUUCAGCAGGGUCUAUGAAGGAAUUUUAACAUGGAUUAAUAAUCAUACCCUCUCUGCGGGACGACUUGUUUGGACGCAGCGUCCACAUUAGCCCCACAAUGUAUCCGACGUUACGGACGUCUUUACUAUCAAGUGCCCGGUGCUGGGAUGCCGACAGUGAGAGGUCAUACCAGGACCUGUUUGAGAGGCUCGAUACCAAUAAAGAUGGGAGGGUGGAUGUCGCUGAAUUGCGCGCGGGCCUCAAGGCAAUGGGCAUAUUCCGCCAGGGUGCUGCACAGAAAAUUGUGAUGUCUGGUGACCAGAACAAAGAUGGGAGUCUGGACUUCCACGAGUUCACCAGGUAUCUGAAAGAGCACGAGAAGAAGCUGUGGCUGACAUUCAAGAGUUUGGACAGAAACAACGAUGGGCGCAUUGAUGCCUCAGAGAUCCAGCAGAGCCUUGCAGAGCUGGGCACGAAUGUCAGCAGAGAGGAUGCCCUGAAAAUCUUGCACAGCAUGGACAUUGACGGCACCAUGAUGGUGGACUGGAAUGAGUGGAGAGAACACUUCCUGUUAUACCCUGCCCACAACCUGGAAGAGAUCAUACGUUACUGGAAACACUCCUCGGUGCUGGACAUAGGUGACAGCCUUGCCAUUCCUGAUGAAUUCACAGAAGAAGAGAAGAGCUCAGGUGGCUGGUGGAAGCAGCUUUUUGCUGGUGCAGUAGCGGGGGCUGUCUCUCGCACUGGUACAGCCCCUCUGGACAGGAUGAAAGUCUUGAUGCAGGUUCACUCCUCUAAGACCAAUAGGAUUAGCCUAGCAGGGGGUUUCAAACAGAUGAUAACAGAGGGAGGUCUGACUUCACUGUGGAGGGGAAAUGGAAUCAAUGUUUUAAAGAUUGCACCUGAGACAGCAAUCAAAUUUAUGGCGUAUGAGCAAUAUAAGAAGUUAUUAACAUCAGAAGGCAAAAACAUUGAAACACACAAGAGGUUUAUGGCUGGCUCUCUGGCUGGGGCCACAGCACAGACAGCCAUCUACCCAAUGGAGGUAUUGAAAACUCGGCUGACUCUGAGAAAGACUGGCCAGUAUUCAGGAGUUUUUGAUUGCGCCAAGAGGAUUCUAAGGAAUGAGGGUGUUAAAGCUUUCUACAAGGGCUACAUUCCAAACUUACUGGGCAUCAUCCCCUACGCCGGGAUAGACCUCGCUGUUUAUGAGAGUCUAAAAAACACUUGGUUGUCAUACUACGCCAAAGACUCAGCUAACCCUGGAGUUCUGGUGUUGCUGGGCUGCGGGACCAUCUCUAGUACCUGUGGCCAGCUGGCUAGCUAUCCACUCGCACUUGUACGCACACGGAUGCAGGCACAAGCGUCUCUAGAUGCAUCAGACCAGCCCUCCAUGAGUUCUCUGAUGAAGAAGAUUGUAGCCAAAGAUGGUUUUACUGGACUCUACCGGGGCAUCCUGCCAAACUUUAUGAAAGUCAUUCCUGCUGUCAGCAUUAGCUAUGUGGUUUAUGAAUACAUGAAGACUGGCUUAGGAAUCUCCAAAUGACAGUGCAAGCAAAUAAAAAAAAAGGCAUUUAAAAAACAUUUACUGUAUUUGUCAGACUUGAAAAUGUCUGAAAAAAACACCAAGAGGACAGAUGGACAUCAAACAUACAGAGCAUGACUCCCACCAAAUGGCACACAAGUUCAGUGGAUGGAAAACUGCAUGUAUCCCAAUAAGGGUUGUCUGUCAGUAGCUAAAGCACUAAUCAUUUGUAGUGAGCAUGCUUUAAUUUUUAUUCUGCUGUUACACACAACACACUCCCUACAUUUACUCACCAUCCAAAACAAUACUUGACACAAACACAGUACUGUACAUAAAAACAACUUAAAACAUGCAUAAACAGUAGCAAUUAUUAUACAUAACAGUUGGUUAUCGUACUGUUAUUCUUUUAAAACUGUGAUGAACCAAACAGUAGCUCAGUGGGACACACUGUCGUGCUCUUUGUUAACAACAAAGAAAACAUUUUCUCCAGAGAAAUGUGGAGCUAAUCGUAGACUGUAUAAGACGUGGACGUAGCACCCGUGACAUCACGCACUGGUUUCGGGGAGUCGGUUUUGUAACCAAACCAUGGGCAUUUGAGCUGCGCCAUCUUGGAUUUUAGUGGGAGUGUACUUUCCAUAUUUGGCGGAGAGGUGGUUACUACGGGUCAGCCGGCCGAGAACCCGCCCACUUAGCUCGGAGCAAUAUUUAACAUUUACCGGCUUUCACUGUUGCCUCCAGCCACUAUGCCCUUACAGUUACAACA